This is a messenger RNA of Gavialis gangeticus (Gharial), 4544 nucleotides long. RefSeq names its product zinc finger protein 839 (gene ZNF839). Lineage: Eukaryota; Metazoa; Chordata; Crocodylia; Gavialidae. The record is from RefSeq and is a predicted model, not a curated record. Bases 1377 to 4043 code for a protein of 888 amino acids. The transcript has 8 exons.
ACCGCCUGGAGGCGGUGUGCUCAGGAAUAGACGUUGCAGCUGCUUGUGGCAGAAGCGAUGUUAGGGCUAGGUAAAAUCGGUACAGCUGCUCGUCCAAGCUGUGUUGGGCUAGUUGGCAGCAGUUAAAUGGCCAUCUGUGCUAUCGGGCCUCCGAGUCCAUGGUAGGCCAUUAAUCUAAUGGAAUAAUUAUUCUUACAGUGGCAUUUCUGUGUCAAGUUUCAGAGUCACAUCUAUUAUAGCUCUUCAGAUGACAUUUAAACUUCUCAAAUACCUGCUUUUCAGGCUAAAGUUUUCCUUGUUUGGUCUCUGGUCAAAAGUAAUUAGAAUAAUGAGUCAUCAGUUGUGUUUAUAUUAAGACACCGUGUACAUUUUUGAAGAGGUUGUUUUUUUUAAGAGGAAAUUUCUGAUUGUGCAUUCUCUACUAGUGCUCUAGUAAAAGCACCUGAAGUCGGCAAGUCGAGAGGCUAGACAGAACUUUCUCUUUGAAGACUAGUGUGUGUAAAUAUUUUGACAGAAAUAGCAGCAAUUAAGUUUGCAAUGUGUGCACUCUGUGGCGUACAUUUCAGUUCAUGUAGAGAGCUGUGCAGUUCAGUUUUGAUCCAGCAAAGUAUAUUUAUGUGCUUGCAAGUGUGUUUUUAGCCUAACCUAGUGCAUCUCCCCUCCAUGACAGCUACAGUGCAUUAAAUUUUGUAGGUUUAGUGCAAAGUCAAAUACAUAUUCUAAUAAAUGCUAUAUUUUUAAGAUUCCAUAAGGUAUAAACAACUUCUUGUCUUCCACCUGUGAACUCCUUUUAUCUCCUUCCAUCUCCACUUAAGUUUCUUUUUUUCUCAUUCUUAAUUUUAAACUGUUCAUGUCAUAUGGGGAGGAGGAAGAAGAAUAACAAUUAAAGCCUAGCUCUUAUUUAAGAAAUGCUGAUUUAUCUAGAUGCACAUAACAGUGUGCAUCCUUUUAAAGGCCAUAAUCUAGCUAAGCAUUUGUCAAACUACAGUUUCACAACCUAAAGCUAGAAUAUGCAGUUGAAUCUCCUGAGAUGACCCUGUUGACUUUAUUGGUGUGCUUCCCAGACAGAUCCGUUUACAAAAUCACCUGUUUGUUUUUUCCAUUUUAACUGCACUGAUGGUUGUUGGAUGUUAAAAAAGAAAACCUCUUUAUUUUUAUUUCUUCUCACUGCUUAAGCAAAAAAACAAAUACUCUUUGUAUGUGGAGAUGCAGUAGCUGGAUGGAAGGAAAUCUGUGUCUUGAAGAUUAUAGAAAAAAUGACAUCUAGUUUCUUUAUCUUUCAUUCUAAGAUCAAAUGAACAAAGAUCUAAAAAAUACAACUUUUUUCCUUCCCAAAGGAAUUAGAAGCCAUAUGUGUUCAACUACAACCAGGGCAGAUGAAGGAAAAUGAAAGGCCAGCACCAUCUCUGGCAUCAGUCCAGUCUAAUGUUGUAACACUGAGUCAGCCGGACAGUAGAGAUUCUAAUAUAUCAGGACUCAGCAUUAUCAAUCCCCAGAUCAUUAGGAUACAGCCUCGUACAGGAACUGAACAGCAACAGCUCUUGCAAAAUUCUGAUUCGUCAGUUCAGUUACUUGUGCAGGGACCUUUACCCCCUCAUGGAUCAGAGUCUGGGAAUAAGAUUCCUACAUGCAAGACACUAAAUGGACAAAAAACUACAUGUGCUACUACAGGCUCCCCAAAUGUUUCUUUGGUUGCAGCCAGUUCAGCAAAUACUCCAAUUUCAAGCCUCGAAAAAAAGGAAAAAAAAGAACUAAAGCUAAAAAAAUCUUUGAAAGUGAAAACACGUUCUGGACGAAUUUCACGGCCUCCAAAAUAUAAAGCUAAAGAUUACAAAUUCAUUAAAACGGAGGAUUUAGCUGAUGCUGAUGGUCAUCAGUCUGAUUCCGAUGACUAUUCUGAACUAAGUGUUGAAGAAGAUGAAGAGGGAAAGGCAGAAGGAAUGGAUGCUUUGUUCAGUGUUUCAAAUUACAAUCUGAAACCCAAAAAGUUUAAAUGUCAGACUUGUGAGAAAUCAUAUAUAGGCAAGGGAGGAUUAGCGCGACAUUAUAAACUUAAUCCAGGUCAUGGACAACUGGAGUCUUCACAGCAAAAACUACCUUUGAAUAAGACUAAUGGAAGUGUGUUUGUGUGUGUGGAGAAUGCUGGAGGAACAGAAGAUGGAAGUGCGAGUCCGAUGCUCUCAGAACAAACUACUGUCACUUUAAAUAAUGAAAAUGCACUAGCCAGUGGUUUUGAAGAAACUGCUUCCUCAGAGGGUGAACAACAGACUGGCAAAUCUUCUGAAGACAAACAUUUGUUGGCAACACAGCAAACUGAGUCUGGAUUAGUACGCCGGGAACCUGGAAUGCCAAAAGGACCUGGAAGACCCAGGCGGCCUAAAAGACGUGGCCGGCCAAGGAUGGCUGGAAGAUCAAGGUGUUCAGGAAGACUUAGUAGGUCUGGUCGGUCCCCUUCAAAGUCGCUCAAUAAUGUGUCGACAGACCAUGUAUUUAGAAGAAAAGCUAGGUUAAAAGAGAUAAUCCAACAAUGUGACAAUGAAGACUUAAUAGAGCUGGCACUGCCACGCCUUGCAGAAUUUGUGACUGUGUAUGAAUUUUUAUUGAUGAAGGUUGAAAAUGGUUGCCCAGCAAGAGCAUUUUUCCCAGAUGUGUACAAGGAAUUUGAAGAGUUACAUAAUAUGAUAAAGAAAAUGGCUCAGGACCAUCUCUGCAGUUCUGAUUUUCUGUGUUCCCAGCAGCCUAUUGAAAUAAAAUAUCCCAAGGUUGCUGAGUCACUAGGAAUUACAGAAAAAAUUAUUGAAAAACAAACACAAGCUGCAGAUUCUUCCCAACAAUGUACUGUUAAAACAAUGGUUGAGCAAGUGCCUGCUGAAAUAUUGGGACAAAAAAGAGUAAUUGAGAAUUCAGGUGGGGAACUGUUGCCAUCAGCCAAGAAGACCAAAGUAGAAGACCCAUCGGGGAAUAUGGAUGAUGUUUAUGCUAAUCAAAAUGGAGUAAAGCAGAAGAGUGGGAACUUGAAUACACUGACUAUACAAGAUGGUUUUAAUCCACUAAAUGGAGAGACUGUACACUCUGAGGACAGAGGUAUUACUCAUUGCACAGUUGGACUUGCAUUACAUGAAUCGUUUGCUGAUUUAGAAACUAGUUUUGUCUCUGCAAGUUCACAUGUCCUCCCUCAGUCUAUGGAAAUGAGGAUGGAGUACCCCCAACCUGUAAGCACGCAGGGACCAAACAGUACAGGUAAUGUAUCUCCACCACACACUGAAGCCUUGUUGCCUGUUGUGACAGAUCAUUCACCAGAGGAAUUUGUUGAAGCACAGUUUAUAAACGAGAGUGCUGCAAGCAGACUGACAAGUUCUGAAUUUUGUAGUUCCAUGUUAUCAGACAUUGUGAUGGACAGUCAGAGUUCUAACUUGUCAGUGAGCGAACAAAGUGAUCAUAACGGAAAAUUCCAAAAACUUCAGCAAGAAGAAGAAAUCCAGAAUUAUGGCAUGACUAACAAACAUUCCCAACAACUUAAUGAUACUAAUAUAGCUGAACAGAUGCAGCACCUUGAAAAAGUUUUUUCAACUAGUAUUGUGCCAAUAGAAGAUCCAUGCAGGACUCAGACUGAACCACAUGACAGUCCUGUACAGGAAUCCUCCAUAGCCACUCGGGUGAAUCAUGAAAGUCCAUUGAAAAACAUAGAUGAAUUCUCUUGUGAGACAGAAGAACAGCAUACUGGACCACGUGAGCUAGAGAACGUGGUUACUGUAAGCGAAACUGUAGCCUUUGAGAUUACUGAUGAGAGCCAUGAAUUUUUGUCUCAGGGACAUGAACAGAUCUUUAUUCAGACUUCAGAUGGACUUAUCUUGUCCCAUCCAGGUACCGCUGUUCUGUCUCAGACAGACGGCAUAGUUAUUGUAACUGAUGCUGACGGUACCACAAUGCACAUUCGUACACCUGAUGGGGUCCCUUUCGAAACUGUGGAAGCACUACUUGCAAUGGAAGCAGAUGGCCAAAGUGAAGAUAUUUUGCUCUCACAUAGUGAAGAGGAGCCAUAAAUUAAAAAAAAAGAAGAAUCCUAUUUAUACAUGCUUUCUUCUGGAAAAGACUCUAUCAAAUGUAUAUUUUUCUAAUGUGAAUACUGGAAUUGAGAUUUAACUUAUUUGUAAACUGUUUCUAUGACCUGUACUUUUUAUAUAAACUUAAGUUAUAAAAUUAGCCACAUUACAACCAAAAAUUCUAAGGAAUAUUUUUUUUUAUUCUAUUUGCCCUUAAUAUAUGUCUGGGGGUGGAAAUAUGUUGACCCUGAUUUUGUUGCACUAUUUCUCUUUUGUUACAUACUUAUUCUUCUCUCUGGCAAAUAGAAACAUGGUAUAAUAUAUUGCACUGUUCUUGGCAGUGAUGUGCUAUAUGCCGGCAGCCUGUAUAUGGGAUAAAUAAAAACUAUAUUAAAAAGAGUUGUGUUUUCUAAGUACAAAAGGUUUUGUAGCUUUGUAAUUGCUGUUACUUAAAUAUAUUCAAGGUGAUAUAUCUUACAAGUAAACAUGAAUUUAACUGUG